Molecule: messenger RNA, 618 nt
Organism: Solanum tuberosum (potato)
Lineage: Eukaryota; Viridiplantae; Streptophyta; Magnoliopsida; Solanales; Solanaceae
Exons: 3
Coding region: 1-618 (205 amino acids)
Biological process (GO): DNA integration
Molecular function (GO): nucleic acid binding
Source: RefSeq, a predicted model, not a curated record
AUGUCAAGUGCAUGGAGAUUUGAUUCGAGUGCCACCUCACGACUUAAUGCUAUGAGUUCACCUUGGCCUUUUGUAGCUUGGGGAAUGGAUGUCAUUGGUCCAAUAGAGCCAGCCGCCUCUAACGGACACAGAUUCAUUUUGUUUGCUAUUGACUACUUCACCAAGUGGGUGGAAGCUGCUUCGUACAAGUCGGUGACCAAGAAAGUUGUAGCUGAUUUUUUUCACAACAAUUUGAUAUGUAGGUUUGGAGUACCAGAAUCCAUCAUUACUGAUAAUGGAGCGAAUCUUAACAGUCACUUGAUGAGAGAGAUAUGUGAACAAUUCAAGAUUACUCACCGAAACUCAACCGCCUAUCGUCCCCAAAUGAACGGAGCUGUAGAAGCCGCCAACAAGAACAUAAAUAAGAUUUUGAGAAAAAUGAUCGAUAAUCGCAGAGUAUAUGGAACAGAAGCAGUUAUACCUGCAGAAGUUAAAAUACCCUCAUUAAGAAUCAUCCAAGAAGCUGAAUUGAGUGAUGCUGAAUGGGUUCGCAAGCGGAUUGAUCAGCUAACAUUGAUUGAUGAGAAGAGAAUGGUCUAUAUGUUUGCCUCAGGAUCAACAUAUUCCUCCAUUCAAUGA